CCCAAGCUGUGACGCUGGCAGAGACGGCGCCUCGCGGGCUUCCACGUAAGCACUCCAACGCCUCUCCCUACUCUCCCUGGAGGACAAUACAUCCGGGUCGCUGGAGCAGGUACCUCAAGCCCCGCCCCUUCCCGUCAGGCACUCACCCCCCACUUCCGACCAACUGAGGCCUUUCCUGCUUCUCUGCUUAGUGGUCCCGGCCCGUAGCUACCCAGCUCCUCAGCGCCCCGAACCCGAACCCGGCGGCUCGCCCUCAUUCCGAAUCUCUCCGAGUCUCGGAGCUGCUGUGCCGAGCGUUUUCGCGGAGCGGCCCGGGCUGAGGCCUGUGGCGCGCGCUGAGUCCGCGCAGACCUGACGCGGCGUCUCCUCGUAGCUCCCUUGAGGCCGAGGCCGCCGCCGCUGUCUCAGGAUGGCGCGGCCGGGGUCCGCGCAGCGCUGGGCGGCCGCCGCGGGCCGUUGGGGCUGCAGGCUGCUCGCGUUGCUGCUGCUGGUGCCAGGGCCAGGCGGCGCCUCUGAGAUCACCUUCGAGCUGCCAGACAACGCCAAGCAGUGCUUCUACGAGGACAUCGCUCAGGGCACCAAGUGCACCCUCGAGUUCCAGGUGAUUACUGGUGGUCACUAUGAUGUAGAUUGUCGAUUAGAAGAUCCUGAUGGUAAAGUGUUAUACAAAGAGAUGAAGAAACAGUAUGAUAGUUUUACCUUCACAGCCUCCAGAAAUGGGACAUACAAAUUUUGCUUCAGCAAUGAAUUUUCUACUUUCACACAUAAAACUGUAUAUUUUGAUUUUCAAGUUGGAGAAGACCCACCUUUGUUUCCUAGUGAGAACCGAGUCAGUGCUCUUACCCAGAUGGAAUCUGCCUGUGUUUCAAUUCAUGAAGCUCUAAAGUCUGUCAUCGACUAUCAGACUCAUUUCCGUUUGAGAGAAGCUCAAGGCCGAAGCCGAGCAGAGGAUCUAAAUACAAGAGUGGCCUAUUGGUCAGUCGGAGAAGCCCUCAUUCUUUUGGUGGUUAGCAUAGGGCAGGUAUUUCUUUUGAAAAGCUUUUUCUCAGAUAAAAGAACCACUACAACUCGUGUUGGAUCAUAACACGAGAAUUGACACACCAUUGCCACUGUAAUAUUGCUGUCUAAUUAAUUUUAGGUACUGAAGAACUUAAUAUUGACAACAUUUUUAAAAUCUUAUGCAUAUACUUGUUGGGAGGGAUGUACAAUGCAUAUCCCCAAACUGUGGAAAGGACACCUUUUUUAUUUGUAAAGGUAGAAAAAUUUUGGAACUUAUUUUGGGCUAUUCAUGUUAAAUAUUCAACACCAAUGAUCUACUCUUUUCUCAGUUGUUUAUAUCUACUCUUCACACACUUAAACUUUGGUAUUUUGAUUCCUUUUAACCAUUUAAAAGUACUUUUCUUAUAGCUAGUCAAUAUUUUAAAACCUUAGAUUUAAUGUCUACAUGUGUUAUGGAGGAAGAAAAUUGCCUUUUGAUUGUUUAUAGUAAAUAAAUUUUUGCUUUUAAGAAAACCAAAUGUGAUUAACUAUAGCCCACUCCCUAGUCCCCUAUUUUUUAUGGGGGGAAAAAAUCUAUAGGAUUAUUAGUUAAUAUUGAUAGAAUUUUUAAUUGAUACAUCGUGGUAUAAUUUAUUUUUCAGCUUAGAAAAUGUCAGAUUUUUGUUUUUUGGGUUUAUUUUAUGAUUUAUAACCAGCUGUGUAAUUUUUUCAUCAGGGCAUUCUUACUGCACAGAGAACAGUAUGUUUCAGUAGCAUAAUAGAAUUUACAUAGGCCUUAAAUAUCAGACUGUUAUAACAGGUAGAAUAGUUAUAGAAUAAUUUAAGACACUACAGCGGGAGCAAAUGAAAUGGGAAAACUUUAAUUGAGUUGGCUGCACUCAUUACAUUUUCAGUGCUUUUACAAAGAAAAAAGGUUAUCUGUUUAAUUUUAACAUUUUAAUUAGCUGGUUCUUGCCCCAUCAUUCCCAGCUUAAAUUGACAAUUAUAAUACUGGUAUCAUGUAAGUGCCAUGUAUUUUAUCCUGUUGGAUGUGAUACACUGAGAAGUUAGUUUCUUUGUUUUGUUAUUGUCUUGCACAUUUUAUUUUGGUAAUCUCUGGUUAGCAACCUUAAAAUAAUUUAACAAUUUAGAAUUCUGUGUGUUUCCUGUUUGGUAAUCUUCAUUGAUUGUAGUUUAAUGAGUAUUAAAUAGUGCAUAUACUCUCUAAUAUAGGGUUUAGACUGUGUUUGUAUCUUAUUAUAAUUUGUAUAGAUUGAGCUGAUUGAAAUAAGAUUUUGUUCCAGGAAUUCUAGAAUAGAAUACAGGAUGAUGCAAAAUUGUAUAGAUGUUUAAAGCUUUUCUGUUUAAAAAAAAAUUGCAACUGCUUUUCUGCCAUGCCUAUCUUCCCUACCCAAAGGUGAUGAUUCCUGAACAAGACUGUCUAUAUAUUAUAGAGACUUUGAUAUGUGAUACCAUAGAAUGCCUAUUAGAUAGCAAUUCUAGUCACUUACCAUUACAGACUAGACGUUAACUCUUAAUUUUAUGCUGUCUUAAAAUGCAUAUGUACACUUCUUGCGUGUAAGGGCAAACAAAUUCAUGUUGUUAUCAUGCUUGCUAAUUUCAGAUGCCACAGUGUAGCAAGGAGUAAACAUGUUUUCAACUCUUUAAUUUUAAGAUUUUUGGAGAGCAAAUAGCUAAUCCUAAAACAACAUUUAUCAAUAAGAAGUAAAGUUUAAGAUUUUGCAGAUUUAUCUAUUUAGGUUCUUGUAUUGAAGUUGUCCUGCAGCCUUACAAGUGUCCCUUCAUAUUUAGAUUUGAAAGUUUUAAGCACUAAUGUUAAUGGUGUUGAUAAACAUGAACGUAUGUAAAAUGUCCUUUUUUGGUUGCCCAUCUACAUUAUUCUGUUAGAUAACUUAUACUGUAAUUAAACAAAGUCAGGUAUAGAUCUUGCCAAGUUUGGCAUAGAUAGUGCACUCAUUUAAUCUGUACCUCUCAAAACUUCAUGAUAUUAGACUAUUACCACAAAUAAUAUUUGAGAAAAGUACUGAAAUACAUUAAAAUUUUUUAAAUCACCACUGUUACCUAUUGUAGAAAAUAGUGUGGGCUUAGUCUAGUUUCUAUGUAAACUGGUUAAAUUUUGAUGGCUGUCUAUACUCAACUUGAUAUAUGUAUAUAAAUUAGAAAAUACAUAUCUCUUCAAACAUUAAUGUUAAGUAACAUUUUCUUCCUCCUCCUAAUACAUAAAUUGUAGCUCAUCAUUUUUCCUUAAUUCUUUUGUGACUUGUUGCAGCAAUUUGAAUUUCCCAAAUAUUUAUGUUUGGACAUAAUGGCUCAGAAUACAUAUUUGAACAUCAUAGUUGUAUAUAUUUUUAAAGUAGAAUAAAUAAUGGAAAGUGACUUGAUAUACAAGUUUAUACUAAAAUUUCAACUGUGUGAAGAUACAUUUUAAGAUAUUACUUUGCUAAUAAUCUGAAUAUUCUUUUUUCUAUUAAAGCAGCAAAUGGUUUGUGGUUCACAACUUUCAUCCAGGCUUGAUGAUAAUCAACUCUGAAAAUAUAGUGGACUGAAAAAGUUUUAUUCUUUGAAAGAUUUCAUUUAAAUCUCUGUACUAUCCAUUUUUGUUUCAGUUUGUAAAUGUGUAACAUUUAUAGUUAAAUAGGACAAAGCAGGCCCUAUGACUAUUGUUUUCAAAAAUUAAACAAAUUAAUAUGUAAAUAAUUCAAAAGCAUUUUUCAUUUGAAAAGAAAAAAUUUCUCUAACAGGAUUGCACCAAUCAAUUUCUUGUAGAAUAAAAAAAAUCUUUCAACAAACUGA
This is a messenger RNA of Microcebus murinus (gray mouse lemur), 3792 nucleotides long. RefSeq names its product transmembrane p24 trafficking protein 7 (gene TMED7). The record is from RefSeq and is a predicted model, not a curated record. NCBI's taxonomy places the organism in Eukaryota, Metazoa, Chordata, Mammalia, Primates, Cheirogaleidae.